Molecule: messenger RNA, 471 nt
Organism: Andrographis paniculata
Lineage: Eukaryota; Viridiplantae; Streptophyta; Magnoliopsida; Lamiales; Acanthaceae
Exons: 5
Coding region: 1-471 (156 amino acids)
Source: RefSeq, a predicted model, not a curated record
AUGUGGAAUAUCGUCGAUGUCCCUCCUGGCAAGAAACCUAUUAGCUGCAAGUGGUUAUUACAGUUGGAUGUGAAGAAUGUGUUUUUUCAUGGAGAUUUGACUGAAGAAGUCUACAUGACUUUUCCACGUGGUUCCGAUUUUUUAGGGAAGCAUGACUUUUUUGCAUCUUCUUAUGACUCUGCUCUCUUUAUUCGUCGUUCUCCUACGAGGAUCAUCAUUCUCUUAUUGUAUGUGAAUGACAUGGUUAUUACCGGCGACGACACUUAUGGUCUGACUGAUAGUCAGAUUGCACCCAUCCCUCUCGAGGUAAACUACCGACUUGAUCCUUUUGACGGCACUCCACUAGAGAAUCCCUCCCGCUAUCGGCAGCUGGUGGGAUCCCUGAUCUACUUGACGGGAAUACUUCUACAUGGUCUUCACUUUUCUGCUGACUCUUCAUUGGUUCUUGUUAGUUUCUCUGAUGCUGAUUGA